This is a messenger RNA of Daldinia vernicosa, 2267 nucleotides long. Its product is annotated as flavoprotein. The coding region runs from base 206 to 2005 and encodes 599 amino acids. Gene Ontology annotation, molecular function: FMN binding; phosphopantothenoylcysteine decarboxylase activity. Gene Ontology annotation, biological process: coenzyme A biosynthetic process. Gene Ontology annotation, cellular component: phosphopantothenoylcysteine decarboxylase complex. The record is from RefSeq and is a predicted model, not a curated record. Lineage: Eukaryota; Fungi; Ascomycota; Sordariomycetes; Xylariales; Hypoxylaceae. The transcript has a single exon.
UAAGCCGUCGAGUACCCGAGUGAUCGAGAUCAUCGUCGAAACUAUCGUGCCUACACGCCCGCUCUUAAUAUCGACCAACGCUAUCACGAUACCGACGGUAAACGCAUUGGUGCCCGAAGCGUACCGAACCAUUUAUUAGCACAGACAUUGGUACAAUACUGGUACUGGUACUGACGCUGAUACUCCACCGUCAUAAUGCGUCAAUAUGGCCGAUGAUUCUUCUACCGACUCUGCUUUCGAUCCCCGUCUUUUUCCUACUUCUCUCACCGCAAACUCGUCCUCCUCAUCGUUACACCUAAUGCCACGAACUAGAAGACUACGUCUACUGGUUGCCGCAAAUGGCCAAAGGGAUGUCGCCUACGCUCAGGCUAUCGCCGUCCGCCUCCUCAAGGAUGCCCAGAUCGAAACCCGUGCCCUGGUCGACGAGAUACCCUUCCGGCUAACUCAUGACAUUAUUGUCAUGGAGAAUAGGAGUUUGGCCACGUUGGCUAUCGAUGCUGACCAGAGGACCAGGGAUGCCAUAGAAUCAGCCAGACAAACCGCUUCUGAACUCGUCGAAUGGGCUGACCUACUCGUCCUAGCCCCUAUCGAUGCCGACCACCUCGCUAAGAUGAUGUCCGGCAUCGCCGACACUACCCUUCUAGAAAUACUAAGAGCGUGGGAUGUUUCCAAGAAGAUUCUGCUAGUACCUGGCAUGUCGAGGCAGAUGUGGGAGAACCCCAUGACGAAGAAGCAGCUUAGCAAAAUCAAGCGCAAAUGGAAUUGGGUCAAGGUUAUGGCCCCUGUAUUAUGGCAUUACGAGGGACAGAGCGCGCAUAAGCGAACAGUAGCAUGGGAUGGAUUCAACGACCUUGUCGGCAUAAUAAAAAACCAAGCAGAGUUGAUGAGCCUAGGACAUGAUGUCGAAGUUGCCACCCAACAGGCCUUGCAUACAACCGCUACUGGUCGGUCCACCAAGACCUUACCGCCGGAGAUAUGGUCCAUUAUAUUCGAACACGUCGGCGACUGGGAAUUGGCUACGGCUCUUAACAUAUUUACGAAUUUGAAGACCCCACCGGAAUGGAGAACUGAUCGUGCGGCCCUAUCUGACCCUAUGGAGUUAUACAUACAUGAUCUCGAGUGGUUGAUUCUCUCGUGCCCCGGAACGGAAGCGAUCUGUCAAAAACUCUCAGAAGCGCCCAAGGGACUCCGCUUCGUGUCUUAUUUGGCGGUAAAACUUAUCAUUAAGUUUUCGCUUACGGAUGUCCUCACCUACCUAGAAACACAUCUCAGCAAGGUCUUCUGGGCGUCCUUCAGCUCCAAACUAUUGCCGAACAAGGCUUCUGGAGUAUAUGGGAGGAUAGAUAUUCUCGAUUGGUGGAACACGUCUCCUUCGUUUCUGAAGAAGGAAUAUGACGCCGAAGCAUUAGAUAACGCUUCGCGUAUGGGUUACGUUCACGUUUUGGAUUGGUGGCUCCGCUCUGGCCUCACGCUUAAGUAUACUGAGGCAGCGCUGGAGUCGGCCUCAGCAAAAGGACACCUUCUUGUCUUGGAAUGGUGGAGGGAUGCCGCGUUGAAACACGAUAACAUCCCGCUCAAACCUGGUCGUAGUCUCCUCACUGCCGCUCAGUAUGGGCAGACGGCAGUACUACGUUGGUGGGAAAGUUCGGGAAUUCCGGCAGCUCAUAGCGAGGGCGUCUGCAAGAUCGCCAGCGCGCACGGACAGACUGCGGUACUAGACGUGUGGCGGGAACUCAAGGGGGAUAAGCUGUCCUUUGACUCUCAGGUGUUAGUCGCGCCGACGAAACAAGGGUACGUCGAUGUGUUGGAAUGGUGGAAGCAAUACGCCCGGGGGGAGUACCAAGUCGAUGGGAGAACGCACAGGGUGGAAUAUAAAACUUGCGAUAUCGAGGAGGCGCUCGAGGAUGCCAUCGGAGAUCCUAGACCGGUCCGCAGAUGGUGGGCUCGAAACGGCUUGAACCUAGGACUGGGCACGAACGAGUGGAUGAAGAUCAGACGGCUAUAAUUAUAACUACGAGUAUGGUUGUAUGGUUGGCAAUUCGUGUGUAUAUGUAUGGUCGUGUAUAUGUUGAUAAUAUAUGAAGUAAAAGUCCAAGGUAACUAGAGGUGAUAUGGGGGUGUAUCUUGGAUAUGUGUGUGAUUUUAAUAUGACAUGGUUUUCCCUAUUUGGAUUUGAUGUAUGGCCGGUUUAGAUGCAGAGUAUAUCGCAGUGCCACGAUGCUUACCUAUUUAAUGCGUAGCCCCUUUUCCUAGCAAAUUCCUUUUCA